CUGCAGGUGCAAAGCUGGGGUCUGGGCUAACUGCAGCGGAGCCGAAGACAAAACACACAUUUCACGAUGGCGUCUGCAAAUGCCACAUACGGACAGAAAGAAUCCUCAGACCAGAACUUUGAUUACAUGUUUAAAAUCCUCAUCAUCGGCAACAGCAGCGUAGGAAAGACCUCCUUCCUCUUUCGCUAUGCAGACGACUCAUUCACGCCGGCCUUCGUCAGCACAGUGGGCAUCGACUUUAAGGUCAAGACCAUCUACAGGAACGAUAAGAGGAUAAAGCUGCAGAUCUGGGACACCGCUGGCCAGGAGCGCUACAGGACGAUCACCACAGCCUACUACAGGGGAGCCAUGGGCUUCAUCCUCAUGUAUGACAUCACCAAUGAGGACUCCUUCAACGCUGUUCAGGACUGGUCAACGCAGAUCAAGACAUACUCAUGGGACAAUGCCCAGGUCCUCUUGGUGGGAAACAAGUGUGAUAUGGAUGAUGAACGAGUGGUGACUACAGACAGGGGCCAGCAGCUGUCAGAGCAGCUGGGUUUCGAGCACUUUGAAACGAGUGCUAAAGACAACAUUAACGUGAAGCAGACCUUCGAGCGGCUGGUGGACAUCAUCUGCGAGAGAAUGACGGAGAGUCUGGACAACAACGACCCGACCGUAACCGGGAAUAAACAAGGGCCACAGCUCACCGAGCAGCCACAGAGGUCUCAUAAGGAUUGUGCUUGCUAAACACAACUGCACAAACGCAUACACGCACUCAUACUCUUUGUCUGCUGUCAUGAAAUCAAUACAACUUCUAAGUUAUUUUACAGUUUGUCUCUCGCUCUCAUACACACAUACACACAAACAUACAGAGGCACACAAGCUGGCUGCUGAAAUUCUGCACCCCUCACAAUUGCACCAUCCUCACGAGCUGGCUUAUCCCAAAGCUUUGGUGUUCUCAAAUUAAUAUCACCAAGAAAUCUUUUUUUCUUUUUUUAAAAAGUAAUGCAGACAAUACAUAAUAGUGCUUACUUAUUCAGAGGGGUGAAGAAUGUUUAACAGAGAAACA
Molecule: messenger RNA, 1048 nt
Organism: Scomber japonicus (chub mackerel)
Lineage: Eukaryota; Metazoa; Chordata; Actinopteri; Scombriformes; Scombridae
Product: ras-related protein Rab-3A-like
Exons: 5
Coding region: 67-726 (219 amino acids)
Biological process (GO): regulation of synaptic vesicle fusion to presynaptic active zone membrane; maintenance of presynaptic active zone structure; protein localization to plasma membrane
Cellular component (GO): synaptic vesicle; synaptic vesicle membrane; endosome
Molecular function (GO): GTP binding; GTPase activity
Source: RefSeq, a predicted model, not a curated record